AUGGCGGGAUUUGCUACAGCCGUUGCAUCGAAUCUUGUGUCGAAACUAGGUGAGUACUUAUUUGCUCCCAUUGGACGCCAAUUUGGAUAUGUGUUGUGCUACAAGAGCUCCGUCCAAGAUCUCAAAUAUGAAGUCGAGAAGCUAGAGAAUGUGAGGAAAAGGGUGCAAAGCUCCGUCGAUGAAGCUGUGUAUGACGGAAAAUCUAUACACACUGAUAUUAAGAAAUGGUUGGAUAGCGUGGAGAAUAAGGCUAAGGAAGCACAAAACUUGUUAAAACAAGGUGAAAGUGCAAAAAAUGAUUGCUUCCGUGGAUGGCUUCCCAACCCCAUGGUGCGCCAUCCAAUUGGCAGGAAGGUGAAGAAGAUGACUAAAGUCAUUCAGGGACUACAUAAGACAAGCACAGAUAGCACCUUCCAGAAGGUCUCCCAUGAGAAUACCCCGACAGGAAUUGUCGCUGCUACCACUUCCGUUGCUAGAUCCAUCUACAAUAAUGAAGAUAUCCUGGAGUCGAGGGCUUCAAUCGCAAAGGAUGUAAUUAAGGCUAUAGCUAAUGACAAUAUAAGUGCGGUUGGGCUAUAUGGACCAGGUGGGGUUGGCAAGUCCAAGCUUUUGGAGAACAUCGAAAGGCGAGUAAAGGAAGAAAAGCUAUUCGAUGUGGUUGCCAUGGCAAAUGUAUCACGCAAUCCCGAUCUAAAAAAAAUACAGGGAGAAAUCGCUUAUGCCCUAGGCCUAAAGCUAACGAAUGAUGAACCUACUCGUGGAAGAGCAGACCGCUUGUGUAAAAGGUUAGAGAGUGAUUCUAAGAAAAACAUUCUCAUAAUUUUAGAUAAUUUAUGGGAGAGGUUAGAUUUGAAGGAAGUUGGAAUCCCUUGCGGAGAAGAUAACAGAGUAAGAGGUUGCAAACUAUUACUAACAUCCAGAUAUCGGCAAGUUUUGCUCAUUGACAUGUGCUCUGACCAAGAAUUCCGACUCAAAGAGUUAGAGUAUGGAGAAGCACGAAGACUUUUUGAAAGGAAAGUGGGGCACAGAGUUAACGAUCCGGAGAUUAAACCCUUGGUAGAUGGAGUGAUCAAGAAUAGUGGAGGCUUGCCACUUUUGAUUGUUCCAUUGGCAAAGAGGUUGAAGCACGGAGAUUUGGCUGAAUGGAGGAAGUCUUUGACCCAUAUAGAAGGGUUGGAUGUAAAAUCAAUUGUGGAACUAAAUUACAAUGACUUAAAAGAAGAGAGGAUCAUAUCAUUGUUCUUGGUUUGUGCUCUAGACUCUGGGAGAAGUUUCUUGAGGGAUACCCUUGUCUAUUGCAUGGGUUUGGAUUUAUUUAGGAAUUUCAGCACGACCAUUGAAAAUGCUAGAGAUAUGUUGAUUGUUGAUUUACGUAGCCUACAGGACUCUUCUUUGUUACUAGAUAGUGAUGAUAUGGAAGUGUUCAGAAUGCAUGACAAAUUUGUAGACGUGGCCAUCACUAUUUCUUCAACGGAUUGGUAUGCCUUGGUUGGGAAGAAGGAUUAUGGGUUUAAAAAAUGGUCAAAGGAUGAGCUCAGAAAAUGCACCGCAAUAUCCUUCAAUUUUGUUGGCAUUGAUGAGAUUCCGGAAAAUUUGGACUGCCCAAGCUUGAGGAUUCUUCUCUUAUGCGAACACAACCCAUCUCUCAAGAUUCCCAAUUCAUUUUUCGAAUCUAUGGAGAAGCUCCAAGUCUUGGACAUUACUGGCUUAUAUUUGACCUCUCUACCUUCGUCAAUUGAGUUCCUUGAAAACCUCAAGUCGCUAUGUCUUGAUGGCUGCCAUCUGCAGGAUGUGACUGCUCUUGGAAAGCUGAAAGGAUUGCAGUUCCUAAGUUUCUUAGAGUCUACAAUCACUCAGUUGCCCAAGGAAAUAGGUGGACUAAUAGGAUUGAGAUUUUUGGACUUGACAAGUUGCUCGAGCUCAAAGUUAUCGAACCUGGCGUGCUUGAAAGCUUGGUUAAUUUAG
Molecule: messenger RNA, 1965 nt
Organism: Eucalyptus grandis
Lineage: Eukaryota; Viridiplantae; Streptophyta; Magnoliopsida; Myrtales; Myrtaceae
Product: probable disease resistance protein At4g27220
Exons: 1
Coding region: 1-1965 (654 amino acids)
Molecular function (GO): ADP binding
Source: RefSeq, a predicted model, not a curated record